UUCUAUUAACUGUCUUUGCAGCAUUAGUUAAUGGAGAAUAAAUCAGUGUGUGAGUUUGGUCAAUCCAGAGUACUUGCAUUCUGAAUGGAAGUAUGGAACAUUGAAAGCAAACCCGCUUUUGAUUUUCCUAUCAAAAGAAACUAAGGAAAAAGUUUGCCAGAGAAAAUCGUAAUAUUGUCGGUCUGGACGUGUCCUUAUCCGAAUCCCCGAGCCAGCCUCUAUUCAUUUUCGUGCAACUACACCAGCAUCUGACUGUUUUAUAAGUAACAAAGAACAAGACCAUUGAUUCCAACUUGAAGCGAAACUGUGAUCACAUUUUUUCGUCCAUCUCACUUCCAUUUGUUUUCUUCAUUCCUUCCCUCUUCGAACUAACAGCAUCUUCUCUUGUGGGGUUUCUGAAAAAGCAUUUCCCGUUCCUCUAAGCUUUCAAGUUUCAUCAUUUCCCACCAUGGAAAUCUCUUCUGUUCAGAAUAAAACAGAUGAGACCAAUGGAUCCGAGAGUGACGGAAAUAGCAGCCGUCUUCGAGUGCCCGUUUUCUCCUCGUCGACAGAGGUCCUCGAGAAACUGCAAGAAAAAUGGAAUUCAGGGAAGAAGCAACCAUAUCGAGCAAUGUAUUCUAGCAUUUUUGGUGGAAUUACUCUUGAUCCAGCUUUGAUGGUUAUUCCAAUCGAUGAUCACAUGGUUCACAGAGGGCAUGGUGUAUUCGACACAGCUCGAAUUUUUGAUGGUUACAUAUAUGACUUGGACCAUCAUCUGGACCGAUUGUUGAGAUCAGCAUCAAAAGCAAAAAUUCCACCCCCCUUCCCUAGAUCAACUCUAAGAAGCAUUCUUCUGCAAUUGACGGCCGUGUCACAGUGCAGAAACGGCUCGUUGAAAUAUUGGUUGAGUGCAGGACCAGGGGAUUUUCUGCUGUCAUCUGCAGGUUGCUCAACACCUGGUUUCUAUGCAGUAGUCAUCGAGGGCGAGGGAUCCCCACAGCCACAGAAAGAAGGCGUGAAGGUGAUAACAUCCACCAUACCCAUGAAGUCCCCGCUAUUUGCCACAAUGAAGAAUGUGAAUUAUCUGCCCAACGUCCUUGCCAAAAUGGAAGCCGAGGAGAAGGGAGCAUUUGCUUCCAUCUGGGUCGAUGAUGAAGGUUGUGUUGCAGAGGGACCAAACAUGAACGUGGCUCUCAUAACUCAGAAGAAGGAGCUUCUGCUGCCCUCAUUCGACAAGGUCCUGGCUGGGUGCACUGCAAAAAGGCUAAUGGCCCUGGCACCAAAAUUGGUUGAGCAGGGCCUUCUGAAGAGUGUCAACACUGCAGAUAUACCAGUGGAAGAAGCCAGAAACGCAGCCGAGAUGAUGUUUGUAGGAAGUGGGCUUCCCAUAUUACCUAUCAUCAUGUGGGAUGAGAAACCCAUAGGAGAUGGAAAGGUUGGCAAAUUGACCCUUGCGCUUUCAGAUAUGCUUUGGGAGGAUAUGAUAGCAGGCCCUGAAACGCAAAGGCUACGAAUUGCUUACGUGUAGCAACUGCAAGUUAAAAAGGAAAAUGUAAAUCACCAUUUCUUCUGUACCCACUGAACAGAAUUAACUCCGGACUUGAUCCAGAGACUAUGUUUGUGUAUGGUGUGAGAAGGUAGGGUGAAACAAACUGGAAUAUAAUAUAUAUCUGUGUCUUUGUUUUUGUAAUUACAAGUAGAAAUUGAAAUACGUCUUUACAUGU
Messenger RNA from Nelumbo nucifera (sacred lotus), 1703 nucleotides. Its product is annotated as D-amino-acid transaminase, chloroplastic-like. Gene Ontology annotation, molecular function: catalytic activity. The record is from RefSeq and is a predicted model, not a curated record. Gene Ontology annotation, biological process: carboxylic acid metabolic process. Lineage: Eukaryota; Viridiplantae; Streptophyta; Magnoliopsida; Proteales; Nelumbonaceae.